Carassius auratus (goldfish) is the source of this 1638-nucleotide messenger RNA. RefSeq names its product CKLF-like MARVEL transmembrane domain containing 3 (gene cmtm3). The coding region runs from base 200 to 712 and encodes 170 amino acids. The record is from RefSeq and is a predicted model, not a curated record. The transcript is spliced from 6 exons. Gene Ontology annotation, cellular component: membrane. Lineage: Eukaryota; Metazoa; Chordata; Actinopteri; Cypriniformes; Cyprinidae.
UGGGUUUUGUAGCUGCAGCCUUGUGGUCUUUGGAUGGCUAUAUCCUUUUCAAAAAAAUCACAUUCAACAAGCCAAGAACCAGCCCAGAGGCCCAAACAGGGAACAAUUAAAGCUUUACAGGACCAACUGUCUCAUUUUCUGUCUCACAGCGGAGAGAGAGUAGGACGCAUCUCUGUGAGGUUGACUCGGAACAGGAAUCAUGGGGGACAUCGAGACUCCGGAGAAUAACCGAUCACGACAGACCGUUAUUCAUUCUCUUCUCCCGAGUAAAGAAUUCGUCUCCUCCCGAAAAGGAAUUCUGCUGCUCGGUGAAGUGGUGAUGUCCUUCAUCAGCUUUGUGUGCUUUGCUGCUUCGACAGCAGCUGCCUUCGUCACAGCUCCCCUGAUAGAGUUCUUGGCUGCCCUCUUCUUGCUGUUUGCUUAUUCUACAAAGUUCAAUGAGAGAUUUAAGGGCUUUUACUGGCCCCUCAUGGACUUCCUGCGCUGUGUCAGUGCAUCCAUCAUCUUUUUCAUCAUCUCUAUAAUAUCUGUGUCAAAAUAUGUGGAUGGAGCCUCAAAAGCUGCUGGGUUAUUUGGCUUUAUUACCACAAUAUUCUUCGCCCUGGACUUUUAUUUCAUCUUCAAUGAACUGGCCAACUUCCUCAAGGGAGGUGAUCCCAGUGAGGAACCACCAAACACACAAGAUGAUGACUCAGACUCUGACUCUGACUGAAGCUGUGAUUGUGUCCAAAGACCUGGUGCGUGACCACUACAGUGCCUGAUAACCAAAACAGACUUUAGUAUAACUUUUUUUAUUGUUUGUUAUUUUGGGUAUGGUUUUUGUGACUAGAGUAGUCUAAAGCAGUCUAUUUCAAAUCACAAGCUAAAGAGUUUUCAACAAGUUUUGUAUGCGUCCAGACAAUCCAAGCCUCUCUUAUUUGAUUUCCCCAAAGCUGUGAAUUAUUCCAGUGACGCAGCUUCACAUCAGUCAAGUUUGUUGACAGGUUUUUUAAAAAGAAGGGCAGUAUUGUACCAUUUGUGAUGUUUAUGUAUGGCCUCUUACAGCUUAGACGUUCUUAUAGUGUUCAGUUCCAUUUUUACAGUAUGUACGAGUCUUUUUCUAUUACUAUAUUUGGAAGCUGUGUGUGCGUGUGUAUGUUUACUAACUAGAACUAUUCUGAGGGAAUAUUUCCUCCAAAUAUGUUCUCUUAAAUUGUCUUUUAAAAAAGAUGCAUGACUUGGUGAUGAAGCCCUGUUCUGGGAAUAAUAAUUUGAAUGUUUUGUAGCAACAAAGUAAGUUUACAUCAUGUAUGGAAUUAGCAGGUGGUUGGCUGGCCACAGUCACCUGUCUUACUUUCACAGGUCUACACAUUGGUUUUAGUCUUGUAAUGUUGAAGUAAUACCAAUGUUUUGCCAAAGUACUGCAAAAAAAUGGCAGGAUUUGUCUCAUUAUGCUCACCUAGCAAUGUACUAUUCUUGAAGUGGCACUGCUCUGCUAUUGAACCUGUAUUAUAAAUGUGAGCAUCAGUGUAAGAAUAAGGGAGCGUCGCCUGGUUUACUAUAGUAUUCUCAGGCAUGCUGCAUGUAUCCAUUUGUAAACCACCUUCUAGUGUAAAGACGCACUGUCAGAUUGCCACAUCAAUAAACAAUUGUGAUGCA